Uranotaenia lowii is the source of this 4962-nucleotide messenger RNA. RefSeq lists its product as uncharacterized. The record is from RefSeq and is a predicted model, not a curated record. Gene Ontology annotation, molecular function: protein binding. Lineage: Eukaryota; Metazoa; Arthropoda; Insecta; Diptera; Culicidae. The transcript is spliced from 2 exons. Bases 43 to 4869 code for a protein of 1608 amino acids.
CGACUCGAAUGGACGGAAUUUUCGUGCAAAGGUGAAUCGAAAAUGGUCAGCUUGGUUUCGGUACAGGAAGAUUUAGCUGCUGACCGGCGUUUGGAAGCGGAUGAAGGCUUUCGGAUCGUGUGGUCGCAAUUUGGGCCGGCUGAAACGUGCCGGCAGAUUGUGCUCUCAGGAUCGGUUCCCUUGUAUCGGUUGAUGGUGGAUUUGGAGUUGUGCAAUGAAUGGGACCUGUUUCGUCAUUGUUCGAAUGCAUACGUUGAGUUGGAGACUCGAGGCGUCAUGGUUUUUGAGGACUUGAAGUUGCAUCUGUUGCAUCAGUUUUCGGAGUACGGUUUGAGGAAGCUGUGUGGAGAUCCGGCUGUAAAGAGACCAGCUUCAUAUUGGCAGGAGUCGGUUUGUCUGGUGAGGCAGUUGGUCCAGGAGCUGAGAAACCGGAAAGGUUGUUUCGAGUUUUUGGAUCUUGACGAUCAAGUGAUGUUACGAUUGAGAUUGAUACACAAUCAUUUGUACUUCAUUAAAGAUCACGGUAUGUUCAAACGGCUGCCAUUGCGCGAGAUGAUCUUUUGCGUAGCCAUUUUCAUCGAAAUUCAUGAGGACAUAGAAGGAGGAGAGGUCUACAGAGCUGUGAUAAACAAACGUAACUUGAUGGUGUUCCUGAUCUCGAUCAGUUCACAGUUGAAUAGUGUAGCAAAGGGAACCGAGAGAAAGAAAGCGUGCGUGAAUAAAAAACUUAUCAAAACAUUCCGUCGUUUGAAGCAGAUUCAUUCGAUAUUCAAAGUGAUGCGUAAUUGUGUCAUACAUGGUGAACUCUCAGCUGCAGAUUAUGAGAAAGAGAACGCAUCCAUCACGAUUGCUGCCAUUCGAAGGUUCAUGCAGAUUUUCGGGGAAUCCAUCAAAAGUACUGCUGAUACUCCAAAUUUCACCGCCAGAUUGAACAACAUGCUUCAAAAGUUAAUGUCUGACAGUGUCAUUUUUAGCUCCAAAUAUCGCAACAUGUCCAGCCAUGGAUUCCCACUUUCCCUUUUGUUCAUCAGAGAAGUAGAUCAACACUACAUCUACAAACGGUUGGAUCAUUAUCUGAUGGUAACGGCAGUAACUUUUGCGGUCAUCAGCGUCUUCAUUCUGAACGAUGUGAUCUUCAACUUGUACGGCACAAUGCGACGCUGUCGAUCGAUCGAAGAUUUGCGCGCCUUCGUCAAGUACGCCGGCAGUGAUGCCAUCGCAGAUCUCCACGAGAAAUUGUUUCAGUCGAUAGGAAACCACCUGAAAAACGUUGAGGCCAAUCUCAAGAAAGAGGAGUUGAAUCGGAAGGACGAUCCGGAGCUGGCCCUGCAAUGGGAAAGCUACCAUCAGAAGAGUGGAAUGUUGGACAAUCUCAAAAAACAAGUACAAGAAACAUCUACGUGCUCAAUCUUUAUUGCCAUUUUCGCGAAUUUACCGCUGGAAACGAUCCAUCGACUGAUUGAUAGCAAGAUUGUAAACGGUAUGAGUCUGAUCAGCUACUAUCAGAUCUGUAAGGAUUGGGCCAUAGCUGACAAAGGCGGAAAUAUCUCCCAAGAACAGCGAACCAUCCGGAUGCAUUUGUUCGUACAACGGGAUCUGGAGCUGAACCACGAGAAGAUUGAACUGUGGAGAUACCGGGAGAGAACCCGCGAGAUACUCGAGCAUUUUACAAAGGAUUCCCUUCUUGAUCGCGCAACUCUCAUCAAACUUGAGGACGAUCUUCACUCAGCCCUUUCCAAUACCGGGAAGCCCUACUAUCAGAAUAUCUUCUCACUCGACUCCAAACAACAGGCCAUCUGCGGGGUGUUGAAGAAACAUUUCAAAGGGGAUGAGCUGCGUCGUUUCAAGAAACGAAUGGAAGAGCUGCGAUCGUCCGACGAACGGGAGCUCCGGGAAGUGUUCCAACGCUACGUGGUGAACUUGCAAAAGCUCUUCACUUACUACGGUUGUGAUACCUUGGAAAACUUAAUAUUAAAUCACAAAACAAUACCUCGUAAGGGAUACCUUGCAAUUCAAUACUGGCAAUUGGUGAUCCUGGAAGUAUUGAUCAGCACCGGAUACUUCGGUGACAAUUUCAGCACCCUCAAAGCCUCAAUACCAAUGAUCUGGGGUAAGACGUACCGAAACUACCUGGCUCACGAUACCCUGUCCUACGAUCUCUUGACUAUGUCGUCGCAGGAAAAUGUUAUCAUCAACGGCUUUGUUUUGGCUUGGAGCUUAGAUCGGAUGAACAUCUUUUGCAACAGUCCCAAGUUUGAUCUACAAGGUUUCGUCGAAUUGGAGCGUGAAGGGUUCAACUGGGUAACCGUUCAAAAUGGGUUACUGGAGUCCUGGAAAAGUUUGAACUAUGAGUCCGUAGGUUCUUAUCUCGAGCAGCAGGGAGAUAACACUUGCCGGGUAUUAUACGAUUUGGGAGGCCUAUUUCGCGUGAAAAAAUAUACCAUGUCGGACAUUUUGCUCAACCAUUUCUACCACAACAAAAACUUCGAACAGGUACUUCCGGAACUCAUUCAGGUUUUCCCUACGUUGCAAGCCGACUACGAUUGCGAAGAGUACAACAUUGUUACAGGAUUAAAUAAGCGUCAAUUUUCGGAUCUCCUUAUGCCAAAGGCGUUGAAGCUGUUUCAGAAAGCGCAACCGGAGCUGUAUAUGCCCUGCGUUGGAUCAAUUUUAGAGUUCUACCAAACUGUUGAGGAUUAUGACGCAGCGCGCGAACUUUUGAAAGAUUGUAAGCCGUUACUAACAACUGACUGCGCACACCAACUGCUGCUAAUCGCCUUCCACCCUGCCGAAGAUCGACAAAAACAGCUGAGGACAGCACUUGGAUACAGCGAAUGUGUUUUGCUCCCUACGGAUUACGCCAAAUUUUACACCAUAAACGCUCCAUCAAUCAGUGAAGACUUCCUUAAAACGAUAGAGUUCCGUAACCAAAAACUUUUUGAUCGCCUACUUGACAACUACCACAGCUCACUCUCCCAAGAUGAUUUGAACGAGGCGGUCGUCCUGUGUAGCUACAUGAAAAGACCCAAAAUGCUCCAAAGGUUGUUGGAAAAAGCUGAAUUACGUUUCACAGUAGCAGCGCUAUCGAGGCCUCUUGGGGGAAUCGUUGAACUGAGACGAUGGCCACUGGUUCACCUUCUCAUGGAUCACGGAGCCGAUCCCUGGAGCUUUGAUGAUGAGUUGACCAAAUCCCUGGCUUCCCAGCAUAAUCACAAAUUGAUGCGCAGGAUGUUGCGUUCGAUUCCCCCGGCAGUUGGCGACGAACUUCGGUUCGGCAUCUUCCAGUGGGUUGUUCGCUAUUCAACGCUAGGUAUGGUUAAGAUUUUUAGUACCGGGCUUCGGAUUAAACUCUGGGAAACUCAAGGAUUGCUGAAAACGGCGGUGGAAAAUGCAAAUCACUGGGAAGUUUACAGAUAUUUAGAGGAUCAAAUUUUUAAGGCCGUUGAACUCUGUUCCGGGGAUCGAGAGAUUAAUGUUUGGAGAAAGCUUCUCCAAGAGAUUCGCGUUCUACGUUAUUUGCAAAAGGAGGAGUUCAUUCCGUUUGCCGUUGGCAAACGACAAGCAGCAGUUGUAGGACUUUUGAAACGAAUAUCUGAUUUUUGGAAAUUAGGUGGAUCUAAAGUGGUUCAGAACUUUAAAUUUCUCGAUUCUAACGAGUGGCUUCAGCUGGAGACCACGGGUGCCAAUUUUGAUUGCUUUUCAGAUAAAGUUAUAGCUCUUCUAGAUGAUUUGGAAAACUUUCCGGAGAAAUUAGUCAAAGCUGAAUGUUUGUUGAUGUGUAGACCUCAAAAUAGUACGUGUGAGAUUCCAGUAAUAUUGAAACUUCGAUCCUCUAACAUUAUUAUUAUGAACAAUCAGGAGGUGCACCUGUUAGAAGAAGUAUCACCAAUAACAAUUGGUAAUCUAAUUCUUAGAGCGACCGAAGCAAUUCCUUCUUCGAUCACAACCGGAUCGUUUUCAAUAAACACUGAUCUGUUCCACUUUGUGACAACAAACAAUCGAUUAAUGAUCACCCACGAAAGCUCUCUACACAACCUGAACGCAAACUUCCUAUUCAAAGCGCCCAAACAACCAGACAUAUUCCACACACUGCCUCCAAACGCUUUCCCAGAAAUGGUGGACCUUAUGUUCAAAUUUGGGGCAGACCCACCGAUGGUGAACGCCAAAGGAAUUUCACUCUUUAUACCGCUAAUGACACGCCGCGUGCAGAAUAGCAUCAUCAAAAGAAUCUACCAGCACUGCCAGGAAACGGGAAAAACUCAUCUUCCGAAUGGAACCCACAUCUUCAACUACCAGAUCGUUCAUCGAGGCCAAGCCUUCACCGUCCUGCUGAAUGCCGUCGGAGCUAACAACUACGAUCUAGUUAAAUUCUUUCUAGAAAACGGAGCCGAUCCAACGGUGGCUCACGAUCGAGGCAAAGCGGCACUGCUCCAGCAUGCAGUCUUCCUGCGAAAUGUUCCGAUUGUGAAGUUGAUCCUGAACCAUGAUCCAACACUAAUCAACCAAAGUGCACACGAUGCCAAGAACUACACCGUAAUACAGGAAGCUAUCGUUAACAACCACGAGUAUCUGGUGCGGUACCUGUUGGAUCAGGGAGCUCAAUUGACUAAUUUCCGGAACCAUCUGGGCUUCACCCCGCUGGGUUGCGGCAUUCAGUGUGACAGUGUUGAAGCUGUUAGUGUUCUUAUGGACAACGUGGUGGAUCGAGAGCUUUACGAUGCGUUGGAACGGGUGGAUGGGGAGGGUCGCAGCGCUUUGGAACUUGCUCAGAAGAAGGGAAAUCCUGCGAUUAUUGAACCAGUUGUUUCCUGUUAUAUGAGGUUGGCUUCCUUACAGUUACAAAGGUUGUGCAUUAAGUACAAUGUUUAACGUGAGAUGUUUGUGACCUAGAAAAGCAUUUAUUAGGAAAAAUAAAGUUUUUAUUUACGAAAUGGUUCGCCUUUUGCUCAAGCAGCCCUUCGC